Morone saxatilis (striped sea-bass) is the source of this 1357-nucleotide messenger RNA. It is a transcript of the gene mien1, whose product is annotated as selenoprotein W, 2a. The record is from RefSeq and is a predicted model, not a curated record. NCBI's taxonomy places the organism in Eukaryota, Metazoa, Chordata, Actinopteri, Moronidae. Gene Ontology annotation, biological process: negative regulation of apoptotic process; positive regulation of filopodium assembly. The transcript is spliced from 4 exons.
UUUCCGCUACUUAGUGAUACGCAACGAGCGCUCCUCCGCACAGCUGACAGUCGGUCAACAACAGCAGCAGCAGCAGCAGCAACAGCAGCAGCAGCAGCAACAGCAACAAUGGGGGUGACAAUUAAAGUGGAAUACUGCGGCGGAUGAGGUUACGGACCCCGCUAUCAGGAGCUCGCCCACGCUGUGAAGGCUGAGUUUCCCGAUGCGGUUCUGUCAGGCUUCGUGGGCAGACAAGGCAGCUUUGAGAUUGAACUCAACGGGCAGCUGGUCUUUUCCAAGCUGGAGACGGGUGGUUUCCCAUAUGAGGAUGAUGUCUUGAAUGCAGUCCAGCUUGCACACGACGGGAAACCUGUGCCGAAGAUCACCAAGAGCCGUGCACCGUGCGUCAUCAUGUAAACCUUCCUCUUCCGUUCUGCUUCAACAUCAGCAGCGUCAAGACGGGCCAGUGCGACUGUAUACUGCCAAUGCCACCUCUGGUCCGGCCCCGCUAUGCUUCAGCAGCAGGCUGGGUUGAGGACCUUGCUUUAUACAAACCCAGCAGAGAUGCACUAUGACCACUAGCUGCUUUGUUUGAUGCAGCUCUUCCCUCUGGCUCCCCUCUCUUGUUCUCAUUGUGGUGCUCCAGGCUGUUAAUGAUUACUGUAACCUAAAAGGUUAAAGGUUAUGGUAUGAUGAAUCCAUUCCUGGCUGUGCCCUCCUUAUGGGAACUGAGAUUGGGAGAAGAGGUUGCAGAAGUGUUGGAAGGGAGCUCAAUAUUAUUUUCCUACAGCCUCAUUGCCUGGCAUUCUCUAGCUGCCUAAUUAUGGUUUUUCCAAGUAUUUGUUUAUUGAUCUCACAUGCAAUUAAUAAUUUUCUUUCAAUGCAAGGGCAGCGCAAAGCAGUCACAUUUUUUCAGCAUAAAGGGAGACUCUUUGUUUUUGCCUCUGCACCGCUCUUUUAGAGGCUAUUUCAAACACUCUGAUUACUGUAUGGGUCGUGGAUAGCGAUGCAAUGUCAUAUAAUUUGUGAUUGGUGAAUGCAAAAAUUUAGUUUUUCUUUUUUUAUACAUAUCAAAUUGGAAUAGUUUUAAACUUUAAAAUGAUGCAAUUGUUUGCAGCAGCUCAGCUCUGCUAAAAGUCCAAUAUGAAUCUGUUGUUCUGCUGUCAGGGUAUUUUUUGUUUUGUUUAAAUGAUAAGCUCUCCUGUAAUUAAAACUGGUCAGGUACUAGAGCGAUCAUCAGAAGUGCUUCUGAAGACCACCACCCACUGGUCUGUCAGCUCACACUAGUUAGAUGUCAGCUCAUUUUACACAAAUCACUCGCUUUGUUUACUCAGAUUUACAAACUGUAGACUUUGAAUAAAGAUAAUGGUUGUUUAAA